AUGGCUUCCACACCGGAGCUCGCUGCUGAAGCAGUCGCCUGGGGUGAGGCGUUUCGGGAUGACCUUCGCAAGACGGACCCAUCGAACAUUGUCCAUUCUUCCUACAUUUCCCUAACAUCGCCCGUCAAGUACAGCAAGCUCAAAGAGAUCAAGGGUCUCUACGAGCCGAACAAUGUUUUCAAAUCGGCAUUGGCGCAAUUCUAUUAG
Messenger RNA from Penicillium diatomitis, 207 nucleotides. RefSeq lists its product as uncharacterized. The transcript is spliced from 2 exons. The coding region runs from base 1 to 207 and encodes 68 amino acids. The record is from RefSeq and is a predicted model, not a curated record. NCBI's taxonomy places the organism in Eukaryota, Fungi, Ascomycota, Eurotiomycetes, Eurotiales, Aspergillaceae.